AUGGAUCGCACUUAUGGUUAAUAAAAAGAUUUAUCUGAGGUUUUUGCUUAUGUAAAAGAUAUUGAUGAAUUAAUAUUAAGCCAAAUCAUUGAAAUUUUCAGAAGAGAAAACAUAUCAGAUAGCUUACAAUUUCUUUCAUUUGAUCAAAAUCAAAAGCAACUUGAAUAAUAAAUUUUAAAAAUAGAAAAUUUAUCAAGCAAGGAUAGAGAAUAGAAGCUAUAUGUUGUUAGGAAUAACAUUAAGAUAAUUUCUGCUAUACUCAAAAAUAUUAAAUAUCAUGACUUUAAUAACAGUAAUUGUUUAUCUGGAAAAGACUUAGAAAUGGUAAAAGUUAUAAUGAAGAAAGUGGAGGAGAAUAAGAGGAUCAUUUCAUUAUUUAUAUUUUUAGUUCAUCUCAAGUAAUUGAUUAAGAAUUCAUAAUAUGCGGAUCAAACUCACUAAGCCUAUUAGUUGAAAUGAAAAUUGAUCUAAGAAAUUAAUGCCUUCAAAAUAUAUAGAUUUAAAACACUUCUUUAAUUGGAGCUAAUUUUGUAAGAUGCAACUUGAGUGGAUCGUAAUUCAAUCAUGUAAAUAUUAGUGGAGUGAACUUAAAUGGGGCUUAACUAUUUGAUUGUAAAUGGAAGAAUUUGAAAAUACACGAAUUGAAUUUACUGAAAGGUCAUAGUGGUUCAAUAUACUCAGUUUGCUUCUCUCUUGAUAGCACUACAUUAGCAUCUGGCAGCGCAGAUAAAGCAAUAAUUUUAUGGGAUGUUAAGACAGGAUAAUAAAAAGCAAAAUUAAAAGAUCAUAGGGGAACAGUCAACCCAAUCUGCUUCUCUCCUGAUGGUAUUACAUUGGCAUCUAGUAGUAGAGAUAAAUCCAUCCGUUUAUGGGAUAUUAAGACAAGUAAAUAAAAAAACAAAUUGGAAGGUCCUACUAGGGAAAUCUACUCUAUCUGUUUCUCUCCUGAUGGU
Messenger RNA from Paramecium sonneborni, 953 nucleotides. Lineage: Eukaryota; Ciliophora; Oligohymenophorea; Peniculida; Parameciidae. The record is from the annotation of a GenBank genome assembly.